AUGGCGUUUGUCAAAUUCACCUCAUGUAUCUCUGAAAUUCGAUACAUGGAGAGAGACAAUGUCAGAAAAAAGUUUCUUGGGUGUAACCGUACAUUUCCAGAAAAUAUUUCUUUAAAAUCAUUUUGUUUGACAGUUACUGAAUUAAAAGAGUGGCAUACUGGUCAAUAUAUCAGUGAACAGUUAGAAAAUAUUCUAUCAGACUGGGAAAUAAAUCAGGAAAAAAUUGUAAGUGUUGUGACUGACAAUGGUGCUAAUGUUGUUUCUGCUGUUAACAAAACUUUUGGUAAACACUAA
This is a messenger RNA of Cinara cedri, 294 nucleotides long. Lineage: Eukaryota; Metazoa; Arthropoda; Insecta; Hemiptera; Aphididae. The record is from the annotation of a GenBank genome assembly.